AUGUCCCAGUUCUUUGUGGAGGUCCUACAAGACCCGUCAUUUACCAGACCGCCUGAGCUGGACAGGGCGCACAGGGCUUUGAGAGCAAAACCCGCAGACAACGAAAAGCCAAGGCCAAUGCUUGUCCGCUUCCUGCGCUUCCAGGAGAAGGAGCGGGUUCUUGCCAUUGCACGGAAAAAGGGGCAGCUGCUUUACAACGGUGACAAGAUUUUUAUCUUCCCAGAUCUCAGCGCUGAGCUUACCAAGAAGCGGGCAGCUUUCAAUCCAGUCAAGUCCAAGCUUUACCAAAGGGGAGUCAAGUUCUUUCUCCGCUAUCCCGCUGUCCUCUGUGUUACGUACGAGCAAAUGGAUUACAAAUUUGAAUCUGUAGCUGCUGCCGAAGAUUUCUACAAGCAACAUCUAUCCGGGGAUGCUUAA
Molecule: messenger RNA, 417 nt
Organism: Knipowitschia caucasica
Lineage: Eukaryota; Metazoa; Chordata; Actinopteri; Gobiiformes; Gobiidae
Source: the annotation of a GenBank genome assembly